Tachyglossus aculeatus (Australian echidna) is the source of this 5073-nucleotide messenger RNA. RefSeq names its product discs large MAGUK scaffold protein 1 (gene DLG1). Gene Ontology annotation, cellular component: postsynaptic density membrane; neuromuscular junction; neuron projection. NCBI's taxonomy places the organism in Eukaryota, Metazoa, Chordata, Mammalia, Monotremata, Tachyglossidae. The transcript has 25 exons. The record is from RefSeq and is a predicted model, not a curated record. Gene Ontology annotation, molecular function: kinase binding. Bases 625 to 3408 code for a protein of 927 amino acids. Gene Ontology annotation, biological process: chemical synaptic transmission; neurotransmitter receptor localization to postsynaptic specialization membrane.
GGGCCCAAUGGAGGCCGGGCCCACGCAGGACCGGGACGACAAGGACGGGCGGGACUGAGGGGAAGGUGGCCUUCUUCCCACACGAAUCCCCUCGGCUUGACGGGGGGACGCGGCCCCGAAGGCGGACGACGAGGCAGGGAGGAAGUUUGGGCUGUGGAGGGCAUUGCCAAGGGAUGUGCUUGACCUCUGACCUCUGACCUCUGACCCGACGAGGAGCCAUCGGCCCGGCCUUGUGGGCCCAUCCCCUCCCCGAUGGGAAGCGGCUAAAUCCCGCCGGCUUCCAGGGAAAAACCCGCCCCUCAUCCCGAAGACCUGCGGGGGGGAAAAGCCUGCCAAAGGACCGGUUCACCUGGGCCGCCGUUUCCGGUCACUUGCUGAACAACUUUGGCGUCGAAAGUCUGAACAACUUUCUAAAGUCUGAACAACUUCGGCGUCUAAAGUUCCGUUUUUUGUUUUUUUUUUUUAAAAAAAGAAGGGAGGAAAAAAGGAGAUCCAACUUGAAGCUGCAGUCCAGGGAAAGGAACUUCCUCCGCCGGAGUUGUUUUAACACUUUGGCUGGGACUUUUGGGGCGCCUUUUUGUGGAUGCGUGUGUGGAGAGGCGGGGUGUCUGGGCCUGGGCAAAGAUGCCUGUCAGGAAACAAGAUACACAACGAGCUUUGCACCUACUGGAGGAAUACCGGUCCAAACUGAGCCAAACAGAGGACAGGCAGCUCAGAAAUUCAAUAGAGCGUGUCAUCAGUAUCUUCCAGAGCAAUCUCUUUCAGGCUUUAAUAGAUAUUCAAGAAUUUUAUGAAGUGACCUUAUUGGAUAAUCCGAAAUGUAUUGACCAUUCAAAGCCAUCUGAACCACUUGAACCUGUGAAUACCUGGGAGUUUUCCAGCCUUCCAAGCACUACAGUAACUUCAGAUACAGUGCCAAGCAGCCUUAGCCCCGGUGUAGAGAAAUACAAAUACCAGGAUGAAGAUACACCUCCACAGGAGCAUAGUACCCCCCACAUUUCCAAUGAGGUUACAGGUCCUGAACUGGUUCACAUCUCUGAGAAGAACCUGUCAGAAAUCGAAAACGUCCACGGAUUUGUUUCCCACUCUCAUAUUUCACCGUUGAAGCCAACAGAAGCUGUUCCUCCCUCUCCUCCCAUUGUCCCUGUGAUCCCUGUCCUGCCAGCCCCUGCUGAGAAUACUGUCAUCCCACCCACCACAGCACAGGCAAAUCCUCCUCCAGUUUUGGUGAAUACUGACAGUUUGGAGACUCCAGCAUAUGUCAAUGGCACCGACGCAGAUUAUGAAUAUGAAGAAAUCACACUUGAACGGGGAAAUUCAGGGCUGGGUUUUAGCAUUGCAGGUGGCACAGACAACCCCCACAUUGGAGAUGAUUCAAGUAUUUUCAUUACGAAAAUCAUUGCCGGCGGAGCAGCUGCACAGGAUGGAAGAUUACGGGUUAAUGAUUGUAUAUUACGAGUAAACGAAGUUGAUGUCCGGGAUGUGACACAUAGCAAAGCGGUUGAAGCUUUGAAAGAAGCAGGAUCUAUUGUGCGGUUGUAUGUCAAAAGACGGAAACCAGUCACAGAAAAGAUAAUGGAGAUAAAGCUCGUAAAAGGUCCUAAAGGACUUGGAUUCAGUAUAGCUGGAGGAGUUGGAAAUCAGCAUAUUCCUGGGGAUAAUAGCAUCUACGUGACCAAAAUUAUCGAAGGGGGGGCCGCGCAUAAAGAUGGCAAACUUCAGAUUGGAGACAAACUUCUAGCCGUUAACAGCGUCUGCUUAGAAGAAGUUACUCAUGAAGAAGCAGUAACUGCUUUAAAAAACACAUCUGACUUUGUUUAUCUGAAAGUGGCUAAGCCCACAACCAUAUACAUGAAUGAUAGUUAUGCCCCACCAGAUAUCACCAAUUCUUAUUCUCAGGCCGUGGAUAACCAUGUCAGUCCGUCUACCUACUUGGGGCAAACACCAACAUCACCAUCCAGAUAUUCCCCAGUUUCCAAAGGGAUGCUUGGAGAUGAUGAAAUUACCAGGGAACCUCGAAAAGUUGUCCUCCACCGUGGAUCGACAGGCCUCGGUUUUAACAUUGUAGGAGGAGAAGACGGAGAAGGGAUUUUUAUUUCUUUUAUCCUAGCUGGAGGCCCAGCUGACCUCAGCGGAGAGCUAAGGAAAGGAGAUCGAAUUAUAUCGGUAAAUAGUGUUGACCUGAGAUCUGCCACACAUGAACAAGCAGCAGCGGCUUUAAAGAACGCAGGGCAAGCCGUCACCAUCGUUGCACAGUAUCGUCCUGAAGAAUACAGUCGUUUUGAAGCAAAAAUACAUGAUUUACGAGAGCAGAUGAUGAACAGUAGCAUCAGUUCAGGAUCAGGAUCUCUACGAACUAGCCAGAAGCGAUCUCUCUAUGUCAGAGCGCUUUUCGACUAUGACAAGACUAAAGACAGCGGCCUUCCCAGUCAGGGCUUGAACUUUAGAUUCGGGGACAUCCUUCACGUCAUCAAUGCUUCUGACGAUGAAUGGUGGCAAGCCAGGCAGGUUACUCCAGAUGGUGAAAGUGAUGAAGUUGGAGUCAUUCCGAGCAAACGCAGGGUUGAGAAGAAAGAACGGGCACGAUUAAAAACGGUGAAAUUCAAUUCCAAAACAAGAGGAGAUAAAGGGCAGUCAUUCAAUGACAAGCGUAAAAAGAACCUCUUUUCCCGAAAAUUUCCCUUCUACAAGAACAAGGACCAGAGUGAGCAGGAAACCAGUGAUGUUGACCAGCAUAUAACUUCUAAUGCCAGCGAUAGUGAAAGUAGUUACCGUGGUCAAGAAGAAUAUGUCUUGUCUUAUGAACCUGUGAAUCAGCAAGAAGUUAGUUAUACCCGACCAGUGAUCAUUUUGGGACCCAUGAAAGACCGAAUAAAUGACGAUCUGAUUUCCGAGUUUCCAGACAAAUUUGGUUCGUGCGUUCCACACACAACUAGACCAAAACGAGAUUAUGAGGUAGAUGGACGGGAUUAUCAUUUUGUCACCUCCCGCGAGCAGAUGGAGAAAGAUAUCCAGGAUCACAAGUUCAUAGAAGCCGGCCAGUACAACAAUCAUCUCUAUGGGACAAGCGUUCAGUCUGUGCGAGAAGUAGCAGAAAAGGGUAAACAUUGCAUUCUCGAUGUGUCUGGGAAUGCCAUCAAGAGGUUGCAGAUUGCCCAGCUGUAUCCAAUCUCCGUUUUUAUUAAACCGAAAUCAGUGGAAAACAUUAUGGAAAUGAAUAAACGUCUACAAGAGGAACAAGCCAGGAAAACGUUUGAAAGAGCCAUGAAACUGGAACAAGAAUUUACUGAACAUUUCACAGCUAUUGUACAGGGCGACACGCUGGAAGAAAUUUACAACCAAGUGAAGCAGAUCAUAGAAGAGCAGUCUGGCUCUUACAUCUGGGUCCCAGCCAAGGAGAAGUUAUGAGGACGGACGCCGUUUUUUCUCGACUUUUCCCGAUGCCAUUUACUUCGUUUGGUACCUCUUAUGCUCCCUUACCCCCGGGGUCUGCCUUCAGCGCACACAUCGCGUCGGGUCACCCGUCCAUCACGUUCUGCAGUCCCCCUCAUCUCUAGCAUCUGGUAUCCCUUUGAGUUCGAUCAUCUCCGUCAUCGUGCGUCACCGUUGGUUUGUUGCCAUUUUUCCCAAAAUGAAGGUGGAAUGGCCUGGCCAGCUAUUAAGGGCAUGCGGGGGGGGGGGUGGGGGGAAUUGUGGAAAAUUCCUUAAUGUUUAAGGGAAAGUAACUUUCAGAGAUUUCCAGAAAAGCUUUAUAUGAACCUUCUUUUAAAAUUUCAUAACAAAAGUGGUCUUACUCAGUUAUUUAGUAAUUUAUGAGCAACUUUGCACGCUUGACUUUAAUAGCAUGGUUUGGCCAACGUAGAUUGCAAGUUUUGGUUUUUCCUGAAUUCUCUUGUCACAUCCGAUACGUUCCGUUGCAGGCAGUGAAGGAAAAUCUUUAGUUUUUUAUUUCGAAAUUAACAUCUGGAGUAACGUUCAUAAUUUCACGAGGGAUAUUCAUUUUCAUAAGGAUUAUUCUUAUAGUCUAUUUUUUCAUAUUUUUUGCCAAUACAGUUGGCUAGGAAUAAUGAUAUUACAUGUUUUUAAUCCUGCUCACGCAGCACUAUUUACAAUGUCUUACAAAGUUGUUUAUAGAUAAUCAUCACAUUUUCUGAACUGAGGCCGUCUUUAGGUGCUAAGAGAAAUCACCUUUUACACGUAAGGAUAACAAAAUUUCAUAGGCAAAAAAACAGACAUCACGGGUAGUGAUGCAGUGAUCAUUAUGGCAGAUGGAAAAGGAGUGUGAUUCAUAGCCUGAAACUCCAAGUGUAUUCUUAGGGGUCAGAUUUUAAUGAGUAUUUUACCCACAAUAACUGCCUAUUUUGUUAUAAUAAGAUAUAUAUUAAACUUUCUUUAACUAAACUCUGUAACUGUGGGAAUUAUUUUCUUUACAUAGUUGCACACACAAACACACACACAUAUAUAUAUAUACAUAUAUAUAUAUAUAAAAUAUAUAUUUUUCUUUUACCACCUACUCCUAACUUUUUGUUUUGUUUUGAGAAUAAAUAUAAAUUAGAAUUUAUCUUAAUCGUAUGAAAUGCAAUGGGGUCUGGUGACUGGAUAAAAACCAUUCGGGGCAAAGGAGCUGCAAGAAAACGUUUGGGCAGGUUCUCCUCUUUUCUGCAAAUAAUUUCAAAAUGUUUUCUUUGGUCCCUUCCCUUGCCCUCAUUCUCUUCUCCCUAUACCAAAUAGACCGGUCAGGGGCAAAACUCCAUUUUUUGUGUACAUUUUCACCUCUAGACUGUAUGCGUCUCAUAUCUUAGGUGCUCUGCACUGGAGUUGCACAGGUCUGGUGCUGAGCAGUUCAAAGCAGUUGAGCAAAAUGUUAGAACCGUCUUCAGGCGUACAUUUCUCCGGUCCUAAUAUUGUUGGUAUUUUGCCCACUGCUUAUUUGGAAUUGAUUGUUUAUUGAAGGCAUGUUUCGACAGCCUCCUCCCAACUGUUGAUAAACCAAAUCAACAAGACUUGUCCCAUGUUGUCCAUUCCGUUUGUCAGAAAGGGGAGAACAGCUAAUAAACUUUAUCGUAUGACAUA